Molecule: messenger RNA, 945 nt
Organism: Cornus florida
Lineage: Eukaryota; Viridiplantae; Streptophyta; Magnoliopsida; Cornales; Cornaceae
Product: protein SMALL AUXIN UP-REGULATED RNA 12-like
Exons: 1
Coding region: 103-546 (147 amino acids)
Biological process (GO): response to auxin
Source: RefSeq, a predicted model, not a curated record
AACACUAUCUUCAUACUACAAACAAACCAGCACCAACUAAAACAUUAGAGUCAAAACCACACAACAGUUGUUUUCCUCUCUUUCCAUCACUUUCUCGGGAAAAUGUCAGCCUGCGGCAAAAUCCGCUACAUUGUGAGACUCCGCCAAAUGCUGCGGCGGUGGCGGAACAAGGCAGCAAAGGUUGCCCGUCGAUUACCGUCCGAUGUACCAGCAGGCCACGUGGCAGUGUGCGUGGGCACCAGUUGUAGAAGAUUCAUUGUGCGCGCGACGUACCUGAACCACCCGGUCUUCAAGAAACUAUUGGCGUUGGCUGAAGAAGAGUACGGGUUCAACCACACAGGCCCAUUGGUCAUCCCUUGCGACGAGUCACUCUUCGAAGAGAUCCUCCGGUUCUUGACCCGGCCCGAGUCCAAAAACUCGGCCCGCUUCACGAAUCUCGAGGACUUCCAGAGGUUCUGCCACGUGGGUAUCAGGAGUAACCUUGAUUUCUGGCCCGAAUCACGACCUCUCCUUAAUGGGUUUGCCGAUAAAUCCUCCACUUGGUGAGAAAAAGCUAAUGAAAUGAACAAGGCUCUGAUUUUGAUCCGGGUUGACUCGUCCGAGUUAGUUCGACUGCACAAAGAAGAAACGGUGAGUCUAAUUCAUUUAUUAGUUGGUGAUUAAUUAAUGGGGUACUGAGUCACAGUACUGAGCUGACUCUGGAGAAUGUGAAAUGGAGAUGGCAAAUCGCGGGCGAGUUUCCACCGUGUUGUCGUCCCGGGUUGAAUCGGAGUGGAGUCGCAUCUGAGCUAGAGACAUUGUCAUUAUUUCAUUUGCAACGGGGAAAAUAAAAGAAGUGACUUGGGUCACUUGUGUAAAUUUUGUGAUUUAUCGACUGUUUAAUUGCAAUUGUAGAGAAAUUUAUUUGACCAUAAAUAAUUUGAAAGUUGAAUGUAUAUUUAUAAA